This is a messenger RNA of Homarus americanus (American lobster), 6744 nucleotides long. Its product is annotated as protein turtle homolog A-like. The record is from RefSeq and is a predicted model, not a curated record. The coding region runs from base 926 to 3958 and encodes 1010 amino acids. Gene Ontology annotation, molecular function: protein binding. Lineage: Eukaryota; Metazoa; Arthropoda; Malacostraca; Decapoda; Nephropidae. The transcript has 15 exons.
ACUCGGUGCAGAGAGGAAGUCGGUGCCUUGCUCCUCAACCUCGCGCGGCCCAACACCCCACGUACACACACUCCGCGUCGCUCACUCUCGCUCGACACAUAUUGACUAAUCUACUCUAACGCGAUUUAUUAUGCCUUUCGUGAUAUCUAAGCACUGUGAGGAAAAAACGAAAUAUAAAUAUAUAUAAAAAAGAGGUGCUUUAAGGCAUUGUGACUGCCGGAUGUGAUUACCUUACACAACCUACACACACAGGCUUAUAAAAGAUUGUUGAAAAAGAACAUUAAUUCAUAAGACGUGGUAAUAAAAAGGCAGCUCGAAGGUUUUAUUUUUUGUCGACGCAUGUCUCUGUAGAGGUGAGAACAUACUGAGUGAAGGUGAGGUAGAGGUGUCGGCUAUACACCCAGCACUUGUAUGUGUUCCUUCGUCGAGUAGUCACCGUGGAUUGUGCAACUCUACCGCCCGAGCUAGUGUACAGUAAUUUAGUGGAGUUAAGAAACGGCGAGAGGAACCAAGUGAAACUGAACACGAGAUGAACACGAGAUGAACCUCAAAGAACCGUGAAUGGCAGCAAAAUUUUAACGUGAGAUGAAUCAUUUGUGAACAUGACCUUAAAAGUGAACCUAAUAUGAAUGUAAUCUAAACGUGAAGUAAAACUAAUAAGAACAUGAUCUGAACUUGAAGUGAACCUGAAUAAGAGUUUAAAUCUGAACGUGAUGUAAACCUGAUAAGAAUGUGAUCUAAAGUGAAGUGAACUGGUUAAGAAAAUGCUCUGAAUGUAAAGUGACCCUGAUAAGAACAUGAUCUGAACAUGAAGCGAACCUGAUAAGAACAUGAUCGGGACGGCGCCAACGUGAGAGAUAUCCACCAGGAAAAAUGAACACAAAGUCUCUCUGUGUCUCGAGUGAUACAAGAUGCCUAAGAGGAGAUGUCUCGUAUUAGAUCCCAAGAGUCUCUCCAGAAGAUGAUCUCUCGAGGACGCAACCCUUGGGCCUUAUGUCUCGCUGCGUAUCUCUCGCCCUUCGUUCUCGUCGGCUUCAUUCUCGGUCUCGUCCUCCUGCCGAUGGAAGCGUUGGGCACGGAGUACGUGGUGGGGGUGGCAGGCGGGCGUGCCGAGCUUCCGUGCCACAUGCACACGGACGAGCCCCGCGACCGUGCCACCCUCGCCCUCUGGUACCUACAGGGCAACCGCCUCCCCGUCUACAGUUACGACGCGCGGGGAGAGAGUGGCCUUUUCCAGCCAGACAAGGUCCUGGGUGGCAGGGGAUCCUUCGAAACGUCUGCUUCCCCCGCCAGGCUCAUCCUCAACCCUGUGCUGGCCAAGGAUCAGGGCAUCUACACCUGUCGAGUGGACUUCCUCACCUCCCCUACCCACAACACCGUCGUCAACCUCACAGUAAUCGAGCCGCCAGAGAAGCUGGUCAUCUACAACUCAGACAACGGGGUGGUGAGACAUAAGAUUGGCCCCAUUAAUGAAGGAACUCCACUCCGUCUCUCCUGCGUUGUGAUGGGAGGUCGUCCACCGCCGUCCGUCACCUGGUGGUCAGAGAGAGUAUUGGAAGAACGUGAUUACGAGCUCACCAGAGAAGGACACGUGAAAUCCGACCUCUUUAUUGAGGAAGUGACACGUACCCACCACGAGAAGACUUACUCCUGCCAGGCCCAGAACAACAAGCAACAGAAACUUGUAGAAGAAGUCACCAUAGAGAUGAACUUACGCCCCCUGAGUGUGAGGAUCAAGGUGGGGGACGAGCCACUGAUAGCUGGUCGUCAGUACACGUUCACCUGUGAGAGUCAGGGAUCCAAGCCGGAGGCGCUUAUCAAGUGGUUCGAGGAGAAGGGCGAAGUGGAUGUCAUGCGUACACACACAAGAUCCAGUCCAGGAGAGAUAACUACGGGCUCAAUGAUCAUAGUACCGAGCCAACACGACGACGGUAAAAUACUCAAGUGCCAGGCCAGCAACCCCUCAGUGCCAGGCAGUGCCAUCUCUGAUUCCGUCUCCCUUAAAGUGCACUACGCGCCCAUCGUGGUGCUGGAGAUGGGCAGGAACCUGGUGCCCAGCUCCAUCAAGCAGGGUGAUGACGUGUACUUCGAGUGUCGCGUCACAGCCAAUCCCGACCCUUACAAGAUCAGCUGGGAGAAGAAUAGAGAAGAGGUGAAGGCCAAUCAGACAGCAGGGGUGAUCCUGAGCGGCAACAGUCUGGUGCUACAGCAAGUGGAGAGGUCUAGUGCCGGGGAGUACACAUGUUCAGCCACCAACACCCAGGGCACUCAGCUGUCGAACCCAGUCACGCUGGACAUUAUGUAUCCUCCGGAGUGCAUGGUGGACAAGCCGACAGUGCUGGCGGUGGGUCGGGGCGAGAGGGUCAACAUCUCCUGUCGUGUAGCCAGCAAUCCUGCCAGAGCUACCUUCCACUGGCGCCUCAACGGGUCUGUCAACACCUAUACGUCUAAGGGGGAGCCGAUGCAGUGGGGCCACCUUGUGUCUCACUAUACAUUCCUGGGAACCUCGGACAAGGACUAUGGCAUGUUGCACUGCUGGGCCAACAACUCCAUAGGCGUCCAGGACAGCCCCUGUGUCUUCCAGAUCAUACCAGCAGGUCCCCCGUCUUCGCCCGAGCAUUGUGAAAUCAUCAACAACACGGCAGAGAACAUCGAGGUCUUCUGUGAACACGGCUUCGAUGGCGGAAUGCGACAGCUCUUCCUGGCAGAGGUGUACGAUGAGAGGGGAUCCUUACACCUCAAUAGAUCGUCGGAGGAGCCUCAGUUCUCCGUGGAGUCUCUACAGCCGGGGACGACCUACACCAUCAGAAUCUCUGCAUUUAACGACAAGGGCAGGUCUCCCCCAAUAGUCCUCACGGCCGUCACGCUCAAAGUGGCAGAGCAAAGAGUCGGUGAAAACAAAUCGCUACUGUACUCGCCUCUCAUCAUCAUAUUCCUCAGCAUCGUAGGCGUCUUCCUUAGCCUGAUCCUCAUCCUCGUCUUCGUCACUCGCUGGAGGAAGAACUACUCCUCCUCGACAGCCUCCACAGCCGUCACCAGCCAAGCCACCGACCCACCGCCAGACCACAGCACACAAGACCGCCCUGGAAAAGAAGAAGUUGAACCAAAGAAAGCGAAGCCAAAGAAGAAAGUGGUAGUGAUAGAAAACGGGACUAAGGACAGGAUCGGGUUAGGGGAUGUAUCCGUUGACGUCACUUCCACAAAAGAUGCAUUACUCGGGCGACACACAGACUCGCAGACUCUGGCCAAUGGCUCGGCGGGUUACUACAACAGUCUGGGCAAGACCUCUUUCCCCUCAACCUUCCCAUCUUCCUCUUCUUGUACUCUGCCUCGCCCUCAGAGGAACCCCACCACCACUUCUUCCACCACUCUCCCCCACCACGCACACACAUCCCUCACCGCCACCACUAAUGUCCACCUACCGGAGGAGACCUACUCUCCCUACUCUCGCUAUUCCGAGACCUUACCCAGAAACUACGGUAGGGGACCCAGGGACUUGGAGGACUAUCGUAGCGACUCGUAUAGAGGCGGUGGCUUAGGAGGUGGUGUUGGUGGGGGCUAUCGUAGAAGCACCAGCGGUAACCUUGCGCCCGAGAGCUAUCGUGGGAGUGUUAAUAUCUCCAGUGAGAGCUAUCUGGGUGUUGAGAGUGGCGUGUUGGGUGAAAGUUAUCGUAGUGGUGGUGUUGGGGGAGGUCGAGGGAGAGUGUUGGGGGAGAGUUAUCACAGUGGUGGCGGUGGUGGUGCUAACAUUGGACAAGAUACAUAUCAUCAAGUAGGCGGUGGUGGUGUGGAUCACUAUCAUGUGGGAAGUGGAGGAGGGGUGGAGACCACGUAUCGUGACGGUGGUGCUACACGAACUGGAAAGGACAAAUAUCACUUGCUGGAAGAACUGAAAAAUAACCCCAAAUAUGUGGUGCGGACUCGGGCUGGUGAACCAAAUGACGAAAGUUUUGUGUAACGGGACGAGGCUGUGUUGAGGCUGGACUCUGUGUUGAGGCUGGACUCUAGUGACGACGAUUUAUUGCCUCUUGAACAAAAACUAUUAACCUGGAGUAACAGUUCCCGUGAAACACUGAUAAACAAGUCAGUACAUGGUGUUUUGACAUCUUGUGUGUAAGAGAGCAAUGUUGGCUUAGAACAGGGUUGACGGGGGGCAAAAUGGAUAAAUAUAUAUAUAUAUAUAUAUAUAUAUAUAUAUAUAUAUAUAUAUAUAUAUAUAUAUAUAUAUAUAUAUAUAUAUAUAUAUAUAUAUAUAUAUAUAUAUAUAUAUAUAUAUAUAUACGUACAUGAAUUUUCGAAAAAAAAAUAUUACUACUGAAAUUUGAAUGGGUUUGUUUUGCAUUGCGCAUUUGUGGUCGCGUGUGUUUAUAUGUGUGUGUAAAUCAGUGUGAAUGGCGUCUGUCAACAGACACAACAUCAGAAUAUUCUGUCAGAAAAAGAUACUUGUAUAUGAACUCUUGACUCCACUUGCUGCGCCAUGCUACUUGAUGAUAACUUUGUAAAUAAGAGAGAAGUUGGUCGCACGCUUCCCUGUGUGCUAGUGUGUGUAGGCAUCAAUGUACUCAUCACUACUACUACUACUACUACUACUACUACUACUGCUACUACUACACUAGGCUCCCUCUGGCUAGACAUGUGUUCCCUGAUUCCAUGUCUCAAGGAUGUGUAUGUCUAGCCAUGGCUGGUAUGAGAGCCUUGGAGUCCAGGUGUGUUAACUGGUAGCCAGCACAAGGAGUUUAUUUACAUGGCAUAAUAACAUUGUAAUAUGUAAUGAUUUAGACGUAAAUACAUUUUCAUGUAUCAACGCACACCAGUCCUUAAUUUUAACGGAUGAAAAAAAUGAUAGACUAAAGCAUUUAUGAUAUAUAACGGUAAUGUAUUAUGUAUAAUGUGUAUAACUGUGAUAAAAAUUGUGAAUUUAUAGGAGAAUAUAUGAAGAAUUUGUCCGCAAGUCGAUGUGUUAACAGCAGUAGACCACGACAAGGUAGAAAACACCAAAUUAUUCCACAUUACCUCCAAGGAAAUUCAAAUAAAAAAAAAACGAUCCAGUGAAAGAGGGACAGAGGCAACAGAAAUAAUGCUUCCUGUUUACUCAAAAUCAGACAUUCGGGCCAAGAUGUGAUCCCAACGAGGACAGGAAAAGAACAAGAUCACUCAAAAGAUUAUAAUCAAAAUUUACUCCUGAAGAUCGUUAAUGUCUUCCUUCUGUAUCUUAUAUUAAUUAUCAUGAGCCAGAGUCUUAAGCUUGCUGCUGCUAGGGGGAUCUUGGUCUCCUAGGGAACAUUCUCCUGGGACCUUCUCUUUGGGAUGUCUCCACGUAACUCUCGUCUGGAGGAAACAUCUCCUGGGAUCUUCUUUGACGAUAUUUUCUGGAAUAUCGUCUCUGGAAGAUCUUAACUGGGGAUUUUUUCUAGUAUUUUUUUCAUGGUAGUCUCUGGGACUUUUUCUCUGGGUAUAUAACUUAACUGAGAGAUCUUCUGCACUUCAAUCUUUCUCUCGGGAGUACUUUCUCCUAUUAACUUUCUUCGGGAGGUCUCCAAAAGGAAACUCUCUCUUGGGAUCUCAACAGCUGCUACUUUUACCUAACUAGGAAGAAAAAGCUUUUUGAUGCCGCUUACUUACUAUCCCCAGCUUAUGUAAGCUUGCUAUCCUCCGGCCAGCAAGAAAGACUCUGGCCCAUAUAAUAUAGGUUACUGUACAGUAAACAUGAAGUAUACUAGAUAUAUUUCUAUAUACUCUCUGCUUUGCGCGACGUUCAUAUAACAAACAAUAUGCGUUUUUUAAAAAAUGUUUAUAAAAACGAAAAAAUAUAUUAUUUUGAGGUUUUCUCUUUUAAGAUAACUUCAGCCAUUUGUGGGUGUUGAUAAGAUUUUCUUACAUAAUUUUAUGAAGGAAAACCUUUGAUUGGAAGACUGAUCCUUUGCUCUGUAUCCUAACUGUAGCUGUUCAUGGUUGUUUAUGAGGUGUGUCAACAUUUAUUUUGCACAAACACAGAGGAAGAAAAGGUUCCUUGAGGUGAUCUAGAAGGAGAGACGCGUGAGAGAUGAAAAGCCGUGUAAUAACUUGAUAUAUUUUUUACACUGUCCCACGACAGGCCAGAAGAGCAUAGGCGGUGGACUGUCCCUAUUGCUCCAGACAACUUUAACUACGUCCUGGGUUACCCUUAUUCUUCUCUUUAAAAACAAAAGCAAAGUUCCCACUGUAGGUAUUAACACUAUAUUCUUCUAAUUUUAUUAACAAAAUAGACAUAUCAUGUGUGGUGGAAGGAAUCUGUGUGAUGGAUCGCAGCCAAACGUCUUUCAUUAUUCUCAUUUAACCUUAUAUUUCUCGUCUUUUCCUUUUAUCUUCAUUAUUUCUCGUUGUCUAUUGACUAAGGUGUGAACAGAAGCCGCUAGGUAACUCUUAGCGUCUUGAUGUGUGGUGGUGAAGACUGUUGCUGUGAAGGUGUAGGGUGAGUCUCCUUCCUCUUCCGUUAGGUAAAGUAAGUGAAGUAACCAGACAGAAUAACCUUAAUGUUUCAACCUUAUAGAUGAAUUAAGAUUAAAAAAAAUCCUAAAUGUUUCUCAUUAUUUUAUAUGAAACAAUAGAUUUGGGGGGAACUGUGUAGAUGAGAAUCCAAAUAUUAGUCCAGCAUCAUUUGGCGGUUGAAGCAUGAUGAGCUGCUUCUCUCCUUCGUGUAAUUAUCAACACAGUACAAACCUUCUGUACACAUGAUUAAAUCUGGUCUUAUGUAAGAGAGGAGGA